Molecule: messenger RNA, 1863 nt
Organism: Zootermopsis nevadensis
Lineage: Eukaryota; Metazoa; Arthropoda; Insecta; Blattodea; Termopsidae
Product: EF-hand domain-containing protein 1
Biological process (GO): mitotic cytokinesis; mitotic spindle organization; cilium-dependent cell motility
Cellular component (GO): axoneme; mitotic spindle
Molecular function (GO): alpha-tubulin binding
Source: RefSeq, a predicted model, not a curated record
UUUUGGAACUCCCUGCUUCUUGUUUGCUAGUACGGAACGUAGUAAAUGUUGCUAGGCAACCAAAAAUUAUUUAGACAACUACUUUCGUAUUCUACUGAUACACAUUGUACUUUUAUACUUUCGGAGAACUGAAAAAAUAUAUUUUAAAGAACAAAAUACAUUCGAAAUGGCAGGACUACCUCUGUUGCCCGGUUACUCAUUUAGGGACCCGACGAUCACAAAAUUUCAUCUACCUCACCAAUUUGACCUCAGGAAUGGAUAUCAUUAUCCAUGCCCGGUAAAUAUUGGCAUUGGGAACAGACCACUGGACACUGAAGGCAUAGCUCAUUUCAGUAGUGCAGACCCAAUAAGGUUCAAUCCAUCCCUUACAUAUGGUCGUGUGAAAGAAUAUCCAGUUUCGCGGUUUAUCCCUCACUUUGCAUUAUAUGACAAGAAAUGCCUUGCAUUCAGAGCAUUCUUCAAACAGUCAGUGUUUGAGUCUCCACUUGAACAUGAACGUGUUCGCCAUGUGAACAUCAUUUACUUCCUGGAGGAUGACACGAUUACUGUCAUGGAACCAGAAGUUAAGAACUCUGGCAUAAAACAAGGAAGACUUGUGAGGCGAAACAGAAUUCCAAAGACAGCACUUGGAGACUUCUGGCACUGGAAAGAUUUCAACAUUGGGAUUGAUGUAGCCAUGUAUGGGAUUGUGUAUCACAUAGCUGACUGUGACAUUUUCACAAAAGAAUACUUGCAGAGCCAAGGCAUUGAACUGAAUGACCCUGAAGAAAUGCCAUCAGAUCCACACAUUUUGGACAGGCAGCUGAAGAUCAAGCCACACGGCCAUAAGACCAAACUGGCUAAUGACAGAAUGAGGCAAUUCUUAGAAUAUGAUGGGAAGGUAUUAAGGUUCUUUGCUGUGUGGGAUGAUCGUGACUCAGAGUAUGGAGAGCUGAGGCCAUACAUCAUACACUACUACUUGGCAGAUGACACUGUUGAAAUACAAGAGGUUUACAAGAAGAAUGAGGGGCGUGAUCCAUUUCCUCUACUUCUACGUAAAAUGAAACUGCCCAGAGAGUGGAAGGACAUACCAGUUGACCUUCCAUCAGCUGAGGAGGCCAUAGUUUAUUACACACCAAAAGAUUUCUUAGUUGGAGAAACUAUCUAUAUUUUAGGAAGGAGGUUCCUCAUCUGUGACACAGACUCAUUCACAAGGAAGUACUUCAAGGAGGUCUUCAACAUAACCCAGAGAUAUGCCAUAGAUGUGUCUGAGAAGAUACCACCUCCUCCAGCGGCUCCCGUACCACCUUAUCUUGGAUUUGGAAGUCCAGAGGAUUCAAUGCAGUCCUGUCUUACUGUUACUAUUCCACAGCCUCCAAAGAAGGACACUGUACGAUAUGUGGCCAAUGUCAGCAAAUACCUUCGCUAUGAGGCCGUCAUGGACUGGGUCCAUCCCGAAGACAAGGAUCGCAAAUUUGUAUUCAGCUACUCACUGUCAGACUGUUCCAUCACCAUCAGCGAGAUUCCACAAAAGAACUCUGGUUUUAUGGAAGGGACAUACCUAAGGUCGACCCGUAUACCAAAACCAGGCACAAACAUGGAUGAUCCAGAAUAUUAUACCCCGGCUGAUCUUUAUAUUGGAGCGUUGGUUGUUGUGUUCACACAACGUUUCAUUAUAACCGGGGCUGACCUGUUUGUAUACCACUACAUGGAAACUAAUCCUGAAAUGUUCCCACAAAAUGUCAUUGACAACAUAUGCAACUACAUGAUACAAAUGGGUCACCUCAAAGAAGACGCUACAAACCACAGAAAAACAUUAGGGGAAGAGGAGGAAUGCAAGAAAAAUUUUGUCUGCUAGAUACUUGUAUAUAGCUUAAAUGAAAA